Messenger RNA from Nicotiana tabacum (common tobacco), 420 nucleotides. The record is from RefSeq and is a predicted model, not a curated record. NCBI's taxonomy places the organism in Eukaryota, Viridiplantae, Streptophyta, Magnoliopsida, Solanales, Solanaceae.
AUGUCGUAUUCUACAGGAAACUUGCCUAGACAAAUGUGGAACUUGACAAAACUUGAAGAUCUGUUUCUUGGAUGGAAUAACUUAACAGGACAUAUACCAAGUGAAAUUGAUAACCUAUCAGCACUUCAAAGAUUAAGUCUUCGACGGAACAAUUUGGUGGGAAUUCUUCCACCAUCUAUUGGAAAUUUGUCGAAUCUAGAGAUGAUAGACCUAGGUGAGAACAGUUUACAGGGUGACAUUCCUCGGGAAUUUGAACAUCUUGUAAAUCUGAAAGAAGUGUAUCUUGGCUCAAACCGAUUAUCAGGUGAAGUUCCAAGGUCUAUUUACAACAUUUCUGGACUAGAAAAGAUUGCAUUUGUAGCAAAUGAGCUUUCAGGAAUACUUCCCUCAAACAUAGGCCAUAGCCUUCCAAAUCUUUAA